Messenger RNA from Eruca vesicaria subsp. sativa (arugula), 906 nucleotides. The record is from the annotation of a GenBank genome assembly. Lineage: Eukaryota; Viridiplantae; Streptophyta; Magnoliopsida; Brassicales; Brassicaceae.
CAAAUCAAUAACAAAGCUGUUUUGUCAUCGAAAUCGCUUCAUCAGAAUUUUCGUUCUGCUUUUGAUCUCUCUGUUAAGAAGGAAAAAAUGCGACACAACUGCUGCCACCUCUCCUUCGCUUCCAUCCUCAAGAUCCUCAAUUUCCUCCAAGCCUUCAUCGGCAUCUCCAUCAUCAUCUACUCUAUAUGGAUGCUCGACCAAUACAAUCGCCACGUCCCCGUCGAUCCUCCUCCUUCUCAGCCUCCCACGGCUUCUUCUCCGGACUCUUUUUCAGGAAUCGAGAUCAGAAGUGUUUCUGAGUCCUUGAAGAGACCCAUCACUUUCGUGUCGGGUCUCGUCCUCGGAGAUUCGGGUUUCAACCUCCGUGCCCUAGAUCUUCCUGCUCCAUGGUUCAUCUACUCUUUCAUGGCGAUUGGGAUUUUGGUCUGUAUUGUCACUGUCAUUGGUUUCAUUGCAGCUGAAGCUAUCAAUGGCUGCUGCUUGUGUUUCUAUUCGAUCCUCAAAACCCUUCUCAUCAUACUUGAAGCAGCUCUUGUUGGAUACAUAGCGAUUGAUCGUCAGUGGGAGAAGGAUCUUCCCUAUGAUCCAACUGGAGAACUCACUAGCCUUCGAGCUUUCAUUGAAGCAAACAUCGAUAUUUGCAAAUGGGUUGGUGUUGGUGUGGUAGCUAUACAGCUACUGUCCUUGCUUCUGGCUAUGGUUCUGAGAGCUAUGGUUUCUCCUAGACAAUCAGAGCUUGACGAUGAGGAUGAUUACGAGAAUCCGAUUAAUAGAGCACGGGAGAAUCUUCUUGCUCCACAGCCUAACCAGACAUCUUCUGGAUCAAGCAAUAUUGACAACUGGAGGUCCCGUAUCAGAGAGAAGUACGGAUUGAACAAUGGUCAAAACCAGAGUCCAUCAGUUUAA